AUGGGCGCCUUCGCCCACUGCCCCUUCAUCACCACCGUCACCUUCCCCGCCGGCCUCACCUCCAUCGGCCCCAGCGCCUUCCACCUCUGCUCCUCUCUCACCCACGUCACCCUCCCUGCCGGCCUCACCUUCAUCGGCGAGGCCUCCUUCUUCCGCUGCGCCUCUCUCACCCGUGUCACCUUCUCUGCCGGCCUCACUUCCAUCAGCAGCGCUGCCUUCGCCGGCUGCUCCGCCCUCUCCUCCGCCACCCUCCCCGCCGGUCUCACCUUCAUCGGCGACUGCGCCUUCGACCGCUGCUCCGCCCUCACCACCGUCACCCUCCCCGCCGGCCUCACCUCCAUCGGCGACGCCGCCUUCGAAGGCUGCCCCUCGCUCGCCUCCGUCACCGUGCCAACCACCUGCGAGAUCGGCGCGGCCUUCGACCCCACGACCACCGGCUGCUCCUCGCUCUCCUCCAUCGACCUCCCUGCCAGCCUCACCGCCAUCAACAACCACGCCUUCCGCCGCUGCUCCGCCCUCUCCUCCGUCACCCUCCCCGCCGGCCUCACCUCCAUCGGCAUGGGCGCCUUCGCCCACUGCCCCUUCAUCACCACCGUCACCUUCCCCGCCGGCCUCACCUCCAUCGGCCCCAGCGCCUUCCACCUCUGCUCCUCUCUCAACCACGUCACCCUCCCCGCCGGUCUCACCUUCAUCGGCGAGGCCGCCUUCUUCCGCUGCGCCUCUCUCACCCGUGUCACCUUCCCUGCCGGCCUCACUUCCAUCAGCUGCGCUGUCUUUUCCGGCUGCUCCGCCCUCGCCCGCGUCAUCCUCCCCGCCGGUCUCACCUCCAUCGGCGACUGCGCCUUCGACGCCUGCGAGGCCCUCGGCUCCGUCACCCUCCCCGCCAGCCUUACCUCCAUCGGCGAAGCCGCCUUCGAAGGCUGCCCCUCGCUCGCCUCCGUCACCGUGCCAACCACCUCUGAGAUCGGCGACGCGGCCUUCGACCCCACGACUACCGUCACUCUGGACGUGGGCGGCUGGCAGGUCGUCGUCACCGACGGGCACGUGGUGCUGCCCGAGGGCAUGACGCACCUGCCGGACAAGGCGUUCCAGGACCGCACCUCUCUCGUCUCGGUCGCCUUCCCGCGCAGCCUUGCCUCCAUCGGCAGCAGCGCCUUCGAGGGCUGCUCCUCGCUCUCCUCCAUCGACCUCCCUGCCAGCCUCACCGCCAUCAACAACCACGCCUUCCGCCGCUGCUCCGCCCUCUCCUCCGUCACCCUCCCCGCCGGCCUCACCUCCAUCGGCAUGGGCGCCUUCGCCCACUGCCCCUUCAUCACCACCGUCACCUUCCCCGCCGGCCUCACCUCCAUCGGCCCCAGCGCCUUCCACCUCUGCUCCUCUCUCACCCACGUCACCCUCCCCGCCGGUCUCACCUUCAUCGGCGAGGCCGCCUUCUUCCGCUGCUCCUCUCUCACCCGUGUCGCCUUCCCUGCCGGCCUCACUUCCAUCAGCUGCGCUGUCUUUUCCGGCUGCUCCGCCCUCGCCCGCGUCAUCCUCCCCGCCGGUCUCACCUCCAUCGGCGACUGCGCCUUCGACGCCUGCGAGGCCCUCGGCUCCGUCACCCUCCCCGCCAGCCUUACCUCCAUCGGCGAAGCCGCCUUCGAAGGCUGCCCCUCGCUCGCCUCCGUCACCGUGCCAACCACC
Messenger RNA from Emiliania huxleyi CCMP1516, 1683 nucleotides. RefSeq lists its product as hypothetical. Lineage: Eukaryota; Haptophyta; Isochrysidales; Noelaerhabdaceae. The transcript has 3 exons. The record is from RefSeq and is a predicted model, not a curated record. The annotation marks the transcript as partial.